Acanthosepion pharaonis is the source of this 1173-nucleotide messenger RNA. Lineage: Eukaryota; Metazoa; Mollusca; Cephalopoda; Sepiida; Sepiidae. The record is from the annotation of a GenBank genome assembly.
AUGAUCUUUUACUUCUUCAUUGCCUCAAUCUUUCCUUCUUUCUUCCUUUCAUCAGAUUACUCUUCAGUCAUUCAUUUAUACUUUCUUUCUUUCUUUCUUUCUUUCUUUCUUUUCUUUCUUUCUUCGCUAAGCAAAGUAUCUAUCUAUCUAUCUAUCUAUCUAUCUAUCUAUCUCAACCAGCUCCUAUCUAUCUAUCUAUCUAUCUAUCUAUCUAUCUAUCUAUCUAUCUAUCUAUCUAUCUAUCUAUCUAUUCCUGUUCAUUAUCUAUCUAUCUAUCUAUCUAUCUAUCUAUCUAUCUAUCUAUCUCAGUGUGUUUACAUUUAUCUAUCAGCCAGUUCAAAUCUAUCUAUCUAUCUAUCUAUCUAUCUCGGUGUGUUCACAUUUCACUAUCAGCCAGUUCAUAUCUAUCUAUCUAUCUAUCUAUCUAUCUAUCUAUCUAUCUGUUGGACUUUAUCAAGUUUCGGUCUUUCUCUCCUCAUUCUUUCCUUUCUCAUUUUCUUUUUUAAAAUUUUUCUCCCAUUCUCUUCCAUUUAUCUCCUUCUCUUUCCCUUUCUCACUUUCAUCCGUUUCUCUCACUUUCUCUCUAUCCACUCCCUCUCUCAAUUUCUCUUCGUCUUUUUAUAUUUUUCUCUUCCUCUUUCUUCCCCUCUCUUUCUAUCACUUUCUUUCAUAUUUUUUAUUUAUCCUUCUCUUUCACUUUCAAUUUCUCUCUUCAUAAACUUUCUCUCACUUUCUCUCCUCUUUUCUCCGCCCCCUCUUAAUUUUUCUUCGUAUUUAUAUCCUUUUCUCCUUUUCUCUUACUCUGUCUAUAUACCUUUUUCUCCUAUUCUUAAUUUAUUCUCCUCUCUCUCACUUGUCAUUUCUCUCGUUGUACUCUUUCUCUCUCCUUUUAUUUCUCUUUCUCUUCCUCUCUUAAUUCCUCUUCGUAUUUCUAUAUUUUUCUCCUUUCUGUAUCUCUCUCUUUUUCUCUAUCACAUUCCCUUCCAUUUUUUUAUCCACUCCCACUCUCUCACUCCACAUUUCUCUCUUUAUAACUAUUCUCCCACUUCGUCUGCCUCCUUCUCUCAGAUUUUAUCUCUCUUUCUCUCUUUCCCUCUCUUACUUUCCUCGUUAUCACAUUUUCUCUUUCUCUUUCUUUGUCUUACCUUUUCUCCUUGCCUCUCCUUUUCUUAA